AUGUCAGCAGCUGCUGCGAUUGCGCAACCGCCAGCGACGGUAGAGGCGCCCGGCGUCGGUGAUGACAGCCCGCGGAUCAGCGAGACAUCGGAUGACGUAUCGACACUGAAGCCGGCCGCGCAAACAUCGUGGAAAAAGAAGAAGUAUGGGUUGGGUGUUGGCAAGAACAGCGGCGGCGAUGUCAACGAUAUCAACAACAACAAUAAGGCCGAGGUCAACCGUACAGCAAUGCCCAAGCGCUCGACGACAUUCUGGAAAUCGUUCAAGUACCUCCUCGACCUGACGCCAAAGGAAGUGGACGACUUCAUGGCGUCGUACGUCAUUUACAACCUCGACUGGGCGGACGAGGCCAAGAUGAUCGAGACUCUCGGCCCGGACUACGAGGCAAAGGUCGGCGACUGCCUGCAGUCGUACUACGGCGUGCUGAACCACCUCUGCGCGCUGGGCGACGUGGAGAAGAUGUACAUCCCGCCCCUCAUGGACAAGAAGGCCUCCGUCCUCGACAACCAGAUGCUGUACGAGGAGUCCGUCGCCCGGGACAUUGGCCUGAAGCCCGGCGACAGGGUGCUCGACCUCGGGUGCGGGCGCGGGCGGGUCGCCGCGCACAUGGCCGCCGUCAGCGGCGCGUCCAUCACCGGCCUCAACAUCGACCCGAACCAGGUCGCGCAGGCCGACGAGUUCAACGAGCGGAUGGGCCUGCGCAACAGCUUCACCGUCCAGGACAUGAACGAGCUGCCGUUGCCGUUCGCCGACGACUCCUUCGACGCCUUCUACCAGAUCCAGGCGCUCAGCCUGUGCAAGGACUUGCCGAGGCUGUUCGCCGAGCUGCGACGGGUGCUCAAGCCCGGCGCCAAGAUCUCCCUGCUGGACUGGGUGAGCCUGCCGGCCUACGACGCCGCCGACCCGGAGCACGCGGAGCUGAUGCGGAGGACGAAGCCGUUGAUCGGCGCCGUGGGGACGCCCACGCCCGAGACGUUCGAGAAGGCGCUGACCGGGGCCGGAUUCGCCGUCUUGAAAUCGGACAACGCGAGCGUCGGCGGGCUGCAGGCGCCCCUGAUCGACAAGGCGGACGUGUACUUCCGGAGCCUGCGGCAGGUCAUCCUCGGGCUCGUCAAGGUCCGGCUGCUGCCGCCCCAUUUCAAGACGCUCAUCAACCGUCUUUGUCUGGACGGGCAGGCAUUCGUCAAGAUGGACACCAUGAGGCUGGUGACGACGAGUUACCGAAUUGUCGCGCAGAAGAUUUAG
Molecule: messenger RNA, 1245 nt
Organism: Colletotrichum higginsianum IMI 349063
Lineage: Eukaryota; Fungi; Ascomycota; Sordariomycetes; Glomerellales; Glomerellaceae
Product: Methyltransferase domain-containing protein
Exons: 1
Coding region: 1-1245 (414 amino acids)
Biological process (GO): ergosterol biosynthetic process
Cellular component (GO): endoplasmic reticulum
Molecular function (GO): sterol 24-C-methyltransferase activity
Source: RefSeq, a predicted model, not a curated record